This is a messenger RNA of Rhineura floridana, 5294 nucleotides long. RefSeq names its product NDRG family member 4 (gene NDRG4). The record is from RefSeq and is a predicted model, not a curated record. Gene Ontology annotation, cellular component: cytoplasm. Gene Ontology annotation, biological process: brain development; signal transduction; positive regulation of ERK1 and ERK2 cascade. The transcript has 16 exons. NCBI's taxonomy places the organism in Eukaryota, Metazoa, Chordata, Lepidosauria, Squamata, Rhineuridae. The coding region runs from base 532 to 1644 and encodes 370 amino acids.
CGGGCGCCUCCUCCUGCGAAGCAGCCGUCCCGUGCCCUGCCUUCCCUGCUCCGGCGGAGCGGCGAACCGAGCUCGUCCGGGCUUUGAGGGUCCCCUGACCCGCGCCCAGCGAGGAGGGGCGCCCGAGGUCCGUGGCCGCAGCCCGCCCAGCGCGCAAGCGGCCCUCGGCUUCUCCGCGUCCCUGGCAACUGCGACGGGGCGAAGGAGGGAGGGCCCGCUAGACCGAUCCUCCGCCCGCCCCUAGCUGGCUCCCCUCCCCCUCCUGACGCGGCGGCGGCAGCGCCUCCCCCCCAUUUAAACCGGGCGGCCUCUUGCCCGAGCGACGCCUCCGCUCGGUUCUUUGCUCAGCCGCUGCCCACCUCGGAGGAGCCGCGCGAUCGUGGGAGGGGGAGGCGCCGCCGGGAGGGCCCCCUCCCUGCAAACCCAGACCCCGAUCCCUGUCCGGGUUCGCCCGCCGCCACCUGGCACGGCUCCGAGGGAGGGAGCUGUCCGCCCGCCUGGCAAGGCUGACUUUUGCUACAGGAAGUGACCAUGGCCGGUCUGCAUGAGCAGCGAUUUACUGAAGAGAAGCCGCUACUUCGGGGGCAGGACACUGAAAUGGAGAACUCAGAUACUUUCCUCUCUGCAGUGGACACUGACUGGAAGGAGCAUGAUAUUGAGACGCCGUAUGGGCUGCUGCAUGUGGUCAUUCGGGGGUCCCCAAAAGGAAAUCGCCCAGCUCUCCUGACGUACCAUGAUGUGGGACUCAAUCACAAGCUUUGCUUCAACACUUUCUUCAACUUUGAGGAUAUGCAAGAGAUCACCAAGCACUUUGUGGUGUGCCAUGUCGAUGCUCCUGGGCAGCAGGCUGGGGCCUCACAGUUUCCUCAGGGGUACCAGUAUCCUUCCAUGGACCAGUUAGCUGCCAUGCUGCCCAGUGUCGUCCAGCACUUUGGGUUCAAGUACGUGAUUGGAAUUGGCGUGGGAGCAGGCGCCUAUGUCCUUGCCAAGUUUGCUCUGAUCUUCCCGGAUCUGGUUGAAGGCCUUGUCCUGAUCAAUGUUGACCCCAAUGGCAAAGGCUGGAUUGACUGGGCAGCCACCAAGCUCUCUGGCCUGACCAGCACAUUACCUGACAUGGUUCUGGCUCACUUGUUCAGCCAGGAGGAGCUGGUGGGCAACACAGAGCUGGUGCAGAGCUAUCGGCAGCAGAUUGGGAGUAUGGUGAACCAGUACAACCUCCAGCUCUUCUGGAACAUGUACAACAGUCGCAGAGAUCUGGACAUUAACCGGCCUGGGAGUAUUCCGAACGCCAAAACACUCCGCUGCCCAGUGAUGCUGGUGGUGGGCGAUAAUGCACCUGCUGAAGAUGGCGUGGUUGAAUGUAACUCCAAGCUGGAUCCAACCAGCACCACUUUUCUGAAGAUGGCUGAUUCUGGCGGGCUCCCCCAAGUCACACAGCCUGGAAAACUGACAGAAGCUUUCAAGUACUUCCUUCAAGGGAUGGGCUACAUGCCCUCCGCCAGCAUGACGCGCUUGGCCCGCUCCCGCACGGCCUCCCUCACCAGUGCCGGCUCAGUGGACGGCAGCCGCCCCAGAGCCUGCACCCACUCGGAAAGCAGCGAGGCCAUGGGGCAGAUCAACCACACCAUGGAGGUGUCCUGCUGAGUGCCUCCACCGUCUUCUUCCUCUUCCUCCUCCUCCUCCUCUCCAUCUUCUGCACAGGUGAUCUUGAGGCUCCGCCCAUCCAGUCACUGUCCAGCUGGCUCCAUUCUCUGCAGCUUCCUGUGGCUUUCCUUUGUUUUGCCGUGUCUUUAUCUUUCACGUUUUGGAAUACGCAGGUAGGGAUGGGGGACAGUGGGAAGCAGAAGCUUGAUGCCCUCGGGGGGGGGCAUAGGUGCCCUUUUGAACUAGUGAGGUUCCCUCGGGCUGGUUUCUUGUAGCAGCACGGCUGGCUUGAAAGAGACAGGCAUUUCCCUCUGCACACCUUGAGGCAAGGCAAGCAGUUUACACCUGGCUAGCCAGGGGCCACUUCCUACAGAAAGACUACUUGCCCUGAAACAGCUUGUAGCAGAAGGGGGCUUGGUGUACCCCUCUGGUGGUUUGGGAAGGAGGGAUAUGGCAACCUUCAAGGCAGAUGCCCACCCCACCCCCAGCUUUCUACCUGGACGUUAACCUCCCCACCUCUUUCCCCUGGAGCACAAACUUUAAGUCAACAUCUUUGGAAAGCCUUUUUGGUGGUUUAAGGGAAGCUGCACUUGACUCUAUGCCUAUAGGAUUUGCCAUGAAGGCAAUGGAAAUGAGGGCUUUGCUGGGGAGGAGCCCCAGCACAGUCAAACAUUCUUCAGCUGCCUUAGAAAGUUAUGCAAGGGGAGCUCCCUGCACCAUUUACUGACACCUUCUUGCCCUGAAUUUACAUGUAAAUUCAGUCAGAAACAGGACAUGUGACACCUUGAAGUUGCAGCCUUGUGGCCCCCCAUGUGCUAGGAAUGCACAGCAGGAUUCUCCCCCCACAAGGGAAGGUCAGGAUCUGUUUCAGGGCUUGUUUAGAAUUCUGUAAAGCCCUGUCACCCUAGUCAAGAGCUAGUGCUAUAAAUGGUCUCUGGGUAAGACAAGGUGUAAUAUAAGCUGCCACCAACCACCCUUCUUUUUUAUUUAUUAAAAAGGACAGUAAGUGACAGAAAUUAAACAAAAAUAUAGACUGUGCUAACUUUCUGUUCCCAUUGAAAACAAUGCAGAGUUAUGCAUUGCCUUUCGGCUCAGCAGGAAUAACUGUCUUCUUUUGAGAAGGAGCUUGCUCAGCGUCAGGGAGGAAGAGCUGAGGUCCAGAAGCACAAGGGCAUGUAUUUAUUUAUUUAAAUAUUUGUUGCCCAUUCUUCAUUAUAUCAACAGUCCCAGCUCAGGGUACAUUAACAACUUUAAAAUACAAUACAUAAAAUUAAAAAACUACUUUUCCCAAGCUCAACAGCCAGCAAGGCAUUAAUUAAUAACAGGCUCCAGCAUUAAUGUCCAGAAAAUAGCUCAGCAAACUGAUCCAAUGUUGGCGCCAGCCAUGCCGUAGAAGGGAGACUUCCAUAACUGGGAUGCCACCACCAAGAAGGCCCUCCCUUGGGAGGCCACAUAACAUGCUUCAGAUAGCUGUGGCGUCACUGGGAGGACAUUGCUCAUAGAUCUUAACGCACAGGCAGGUCUGAAUGGGAGAAGCUGUUCCUUUAGCUGUCCAGGUCCCAAACUAUAUAGGGGCUUAUAAGUCAGCACAAGCCUUUUUGAAUACUAGCAGGGUUCUAUUUACCAUUUAGACGAGAGUGUCUUUAAUUUGCAAAGUCAUCACAACCAUCCUAUGAGGUAGGUUGCUGCUGCCUUUUUUUCUUCACAUAUUUGGAAUGGGGCUGGGAGAGUGAAGUCACCCAGCAAGAUCGUGCAUGGCAAAGGUGACACUUGAGUCCCACAAACAGGCACAGUUGUCUGCCCACACAAUCAAGUAACUUAGGAUGUCACAUUGCAAUUCCUGCUAUACAGGUUCAGCUCCGGAGCAGCACCUCGUUGAAUUUGCCUGUUUUGAGGGGAAACACUUGCAUUGAUAGGAAAAAGCAGCUCUCUCCCCUAAAACAGCCUCAGAGGUGUUCGGUGGUGUCUCCUUCGUGGCACCAUAGGGGUAAAAAACAAGCAGCCGAAUGAGAGGUCCUGAUCCCAACAUUUUGUAUGUAACAUAUUCUGCUCCUCAGAGAUGUGAUGGCUCAUGUGAAGAUGCUGGACCAUUUACCCAUGGACCAUGCCUGUCCUUACACUGUUCCUAUUGACCCACAUGGACAUCCUAUGCUUAAGACCUUCACCCUGGCAUUGUAAGGGCGGGCAGGACCAGGCAGUGUGAGAAAUUACCAGGGGGGAGUCCCACUGCAGUCAUUUUUGCUAAAAGAACUGUGCAGCCUCUUAGCCUUGCUUGCAAGGACCAGACACUCAAGUAAGCUGCUACUUUUUGGCUUAGGGGAGCUGUGCAAUUGCUGGGCUUAACUAAAAGGCAAGCUGGGGAAAAUGAGAGAAUGUGACUAGCGUUCCUUCAAAUUGUCUUGUAUUCGUUCUUUCUAAAACUAGCCAAACAUAGGCUCUCAGGAUAGCAAAGUGUGCGAUGAUAUGUGUAGGGUAUAUGAAAAACAAAUUACUCAGAAUGCCCUUAGUCCACCCCCUCAUUCCCGGGAAGAGAACAGUUAGCAAGAAUUUGCCUCAGCGUUUCUUCUGGAGUUGCACCAAUUAAUGUUUCUGAAGAGGCAAUUCUCCCCAUCGACUGGAUUGUCGUAAGACUGCUGUUACAUGAAGCAAGAAAGUCUUGUCUGUGCCACUAAAAGUUCCAAAUGAGCCACUAGGCCCUUAACCUUCUUUUCCCCAAACUGCUGAUCCAGCCAGCCAAUCAUUCUUGCUGAAUCCAAAUACAUUCCUACCUUUUCAUCAUCCCAUCUCAGACACUCCGUUCUUUUUGUUGAAGAAACAGCCCCUGCGACAGGGCUUCCCACAUAAGCAAAGAGCUCGAGGGGGGAAGAGCUCAAAGAGCAACAAGCCGGUCAUGGUGGUGGUUUGUUUCAUCUAUCUGCUACUCAGAAGGCUUGCACCUGUCUUUCUAGCUCCCGACAGCACACACACAAGGCAUUUUGCAUUUAAAUGGUUUGAUGUUGCCAUAGCUAGUCCAGACACUCUCUGUUUGCUGUAUCUUCUAAUCUCAGACUCUUAUCUUGUGUGCUUCCUUCUGAACUUUAAAUAUGAAUGUUUGAAAGCUGUUAGGGCCCCCUUUUAUUAUAGAUCAGCUUCCACCUAUCUCUGCUCCCUCCAGACAUUGUUGGAUUACAGCUCCCGUCAGGCCCAGCACUGUAUGGCUGCCGUGCUGGCUGGAUCUGGCCAGAUCUGUAGCCCAGGGUGCCUGCAAGAUAGCAAGCUGGUGAAGGCUACUGUAGAUACUGCUGCCUUUUUUUCUUGGUGUGUUUUUUCAGAUGAGAUAGAUCUAUAAAUAUCUAUAUAUAAAAUGUAUCCUAGAUUCCCCUUCCCCCAUAUACUUGUAGCAAUUGGCAACCAAUGUACCAGUUUUUAAUUUGAAGCUGAUCUAAUUAUUACUGGGGGGGGAGGGGAGAGGGAAUUGGAUUUUUUUUACAUUUUCUUGAUGACUUUAAUGGAUUUCCUUUUCUGUAUGAGGUGAAAUGUAAUAUUUUUGUGCAUGAUGGUUGUUAAUGCUCUCUGGUUGCACUGAUGCCACAAUAUCUACAAAAUGUAAAACAAGGCAAAACAAACAAACCCAUUUGUGUAAUGAAAACUAAUAAAGAUAUUAAGAUCAA